AAGAAAUAUAGCGGGAUAUUGGUGUCCACAUCGACAGCACAAACACAUAGCAAUAUAUCUAUAGCGUCUUUUUGUUUACUUGUUGAGCGUUUGAAUUUGAUCCUAACCUUUAACGAAUGCACCUUUAAAUACGUUUUUAAAUAUAAAAGCUGACAGAACCAUAUCAAUAUGGCAAACGCACAAGUUUUCCUCGAAAGUAAUCUACCUGAGGAAAAUAAAACAUCUACGAAAACUUCUGCCGAUACGGAAUCAUCACCAGUAAAACGAACGACUGAUAGCAGCUGCAGUCCGAGAAAGAAGCCUGAAGGUCGAGUGAUUGUCAAUGAUGAGGAAGCUGAGAAAAAUAAUGUUUCUAACAAGCGAGUUACGAGGAGAAGUAAGAAAAAAAUUAAUUUGGAUAAAAAGGAGCACGUAGUAACGAAAAAAGAUGAACAAAAGGGACAUACAAAUAGAUACAAGUCCUUGGAUGACUAUGAGAACUGGCAUUUGUCUUCAACUGCUAGUGGUGAAACACACGUAAACAAGGAAAAUCAAGCGACCAAUUCUAACAAGCAUAAAGUGUUUUCUCCAAACCACAAAGUUACGGAAUACUUUUUGGGCCUUAAACUUGACGAUAGCGGAGACAGGGAUGUGCAUGAUAAACAAGAUUUGGAGCAAAAAGAAACUAAAGAUCACCAGGAUACGACAAAACCAAGUUCUAUUUUGAGUCCUAAACAACCAUCAUUGAGCGGAACUCCUUCCAAGAGUUCAAAGAGAAGAUUAAGACAGCGCAAGGCUAGACUUAAUAGCACUGAGUCGACUAACCACAAACUCACUGAAUACUACCAAGUUCGCAGAAGUGAGAGAAAUUAUAAAAAGAACAUUCUCGAUGAAAAGCAGAGGAAUUUAGAAAAUAAAAUUCUAAAGGAACUAGAAGAUGGAUUGGAGGUCAUAGACAUUGAAGGAAAAGGACGAGGUGUUGUUACAACAAAGGACUUUUUUAAAGGAGAUUUUGUUGUGGAAUAUAUAGGUGAUCUCAUUGAUGGUGCUACCGCUAGAAUAAGAGAGGCAAAGUAUGCCAGAAAUAAAAAUAUUGGCUGUUACAUGUAUUACUUCAAAUUCAAAAAUAUGCAAUAUUGUAUUGAUGCUACAAAAGAAUCUGGUAAAUUAGGAAGACUGGUAAAUCACUCGCGAAAAGGCAAUUUGGUAUCGAAGGUUAUCGAGAUUGAUCAAACUCCACAUCUAGUUCUCUUUGCCAAGACAGACAUACCUGCGGGUAUUGAAUUACUGUAUGAUUACGGAGAUAGAAGUAAGGAAUCUGUCAAGCAUCAUCCUUGGCUCACCUUAUAAAUACAUUUUUUUUAGUUAUUUUUAUUUAUGACUGACUAGGCUUAACUUGAAUUUGUACUUAAGAAGUUGAUUUUUUUACGCAUUUACCAUAAUUUACUCCACUAUAACAUCGUCAAGGUUUAGCAUGAUUUUGUAAAAUAUUUUAGUAUUGUCUAGACAAGGACUGUACAAUAUGAUACCGGUAAAAUAUCGUUAGUUUUACAUAAAUUCACAAUCAUGGUAAAGUGAAGUUAUUGUACAAAAAGAAGAAAAGAAACACGAAGGAUCUAAAAUCCGAAA
Molecule: messenger RNA, 1608 nt
Organism: Nasonia vitripennis (jewel wasp)
Lineage: Eukaryota; Metazoa; Arthropoda; Insecta; Hymenoptera; Pteromalidae
Product: N-lysine methyltransferase KMT5A-B
Exons: 5
Coding region: 169-1329 (386 amino acids)
Molecular function (GO): protein binding; histone H4K20 methyltransferase activity
Source: RefSeq, a predicted model, not a curated record